GUGAAGGCGCGUGGGUGCGCUUUCGGAAUGGGUAGGCUUUAGUGAAUAAAAUCGACGUCGCGCAGACAGCACAAUGAAGAUCAAGGGGCGAAAGAAAUGGAAGAUGUUGGGUAGCGUGGGAGGUCGACACGUGUCUACGCGUCGGCGUGGCAGUAUCCCACUGGUGCGUGCUGGUGUGGGCCUCACUGGUGGCUAUGGUGCCACUUCGGGGACCGGCGGCCUCGACGGCGGUACGCAGUCGGAUAUGCCCAAGUAUGCCGCCAGGAGACGAAGAGCUGUCACCACCAGCGAUCAUAAGAGCUGCGCCCUCAUACAGACGCGGGUCAAGCUUGGCGAUAUUAUGUUGGCAGCAGCGCAAGAGGCGGCACAAAGGGACCCUGGAUACGCGCGUCAGUACAGGAGAAGGCCGAGGUUGGCCGGACUGAGUGGUCUCGGUGACUGGACUAGCUUCGGAGGGGAGGUAUCUGGUCUGGUGGACAUGGCAAAAGGCCGGGAUCAGGGCGGAGGGGCGGGUGGGGGUGGGCCAGGCGCCAAGGCGCCGUUGCCCUCGUCGUUGUUUAUCCUGUCAGAGAAAAACAUCAUACGAAGGGUCACCCGCUUCAUCAUCGAGUGGCCGCCCUUCGAGUACGCCGUCCUGCUCACCAUCAUCGCCAAUUGCGUGGUCCUCGCCCUCGAGGAGCAUCUGCCGAAGCACGACAAGACUAUACUCGCACAGAAGCUCGAGGCUACGGAGGUCUACUUCCUCGGGAUCUUCUGCGUCGAAGCGAGCCUCAAGAUCCUCGCCCUCGGCUUCGUCCUCCACCGCGGCUCCUAUCUACGCAACAUCUGGAACAUCAUGGAUUUCUUCGUCGUGGUGACCGGGAUCAUCACGGCGUUCUCGCAAGGCAUACACCUGGAUAUGGAUCUGCGCACGUUGCGUGCGAUACGCGUGUUGCGACCGCUCAAACUUGUCUCCGGCAUACCGAGUCUUCAGGUGGUGCUCAAGUCUAUCAUCAAGGCAAUGGCGCCUCUUCUGCAGAUCGGUCUGCUGGUACUCUUCGCCAUCGUGAUAUUCGCUAUCAUCGGCCUCGAGUUUUAUUCGGGAACCCUGCAUAAAACGUGCUACGAUAUAGAGAACUUCGAUAAAAUCAUAAAGGAGGGCGAUCAAGCGAGCCCGUGCAACACGGAUGACGACCAUGAUCACCCGCCGGGGGCCCACGUGUGCGUAUCGAACACCUCGACGUGCCUGGAUCGCUGGGAGGGACCAAACUCGGGCAUCACCAGCUUCGAUAACAUCGGAUUCGCCAUGCUCACUGUCUUCCAGUGUAUCACUAUGGAGGGCUGGACUGCCAUAUUGUACUGGACGAACGACGCUCUUGGCAGCACGUACAACUGGAUUUACUUUAUACCAUUGAUCGUCCUUGGAUCAUUCUUCAUGCUGAACUUAGUUCUCGGUGUCUUGAGCGGAGAGUUUGCAAAGGAGAGAGAGAAAGUGGAGAACCGGCAGUCCUUCCUGAAGUUGCGAAGACAGCAGCAGCUCGAGCGCGAACUGAAUUGUUACCUCAAUUGGAUCUGCAAAGCAGAGGAGGUGAUACUUGCCGAAGAGAGGACCACGGAAGAGGAGAAAAUGCAUAUAUUAGAAGUAAGAAGAAGAGCAGCGGCCAAGAAGAAGAAGCUGAAGAAUCUCGGCAAGAGCAAGAGUACCGACACGGAGGAGGAGGAGGGCGAGGACGAUCAGGACGAUGUGCCUAAGAAAAAGCUCAAAGGAUUCUCGAGAACCUCCUACUUCAAGUCGAAGGUGAAGAAGCAGGGCACCUGCCUGCAGUUCUGGCGGGCUGAGAAGCAAUUCAGGUUCUGGAUACGGAACUCCGUCAAGUCGCAGCAGUUCUACUGGUUCGUCAUCGUCCUUGUGUUCUUCAACACCGUCUGCGUGGCUGUCGAGCAUUACGAUCAGCCGAAGUGGCUCACCGAUUUCCUCUUCUACGCAGAGUUUGUGUUCCUGGCCCUCUUCAUGAUGGAGAUGUUUAUCAAGAUGUACGCGCUCGGUCCUCGCACAUACUUCGAAUCGAGCUUCAAUCGCUUCGACUGCAUCGUCAUCUUGGGCUCGAUCUUCGAGGUGAUCUGGUCCGCGUUGAAGUCCGGCUCUUUCGGCCUCUCCGUCCUACGUGCCCUUAGACUCCUGAGAAUUUUUAAGGUCACCAAAUACUGGAAGAGCCUGAGGAACCUCGUGAUAUCGCUGCUCAGCUCGAUGCGCAGCAUCAUCUCCCUUCUCUUCUUGCUCUUCCUCUUCAUUCUCAUAUUCGCGCUGCUCGGCAUGCAGCUCUUUGGCGGCCAGUUCAACUUCGAGGGCGGCACGCCGCCCACUAACUUCAACACCUUUCCCAUCGCACUACUCACUGUCUUCCAAGUCCUGACUGGAGAAGACUGGAACGAAGUGAUGUACCAGGGUGUCGAGUCACAAGGCAUGGCCUACUCGCUCUACUUCAUCGUGCUGGUGCUCUUCGGCAACUACACCCUGCUGAACGUCUUCUUGGCUAUCGCCGUCGACAAUCUCGCGAACGCGCAGGAGCUAAGCGCCGCCGAGGAAGAGGAGCAGGAGGAGGACAAGGAGAAGCAGAUACAGGAGCUCGAGAAGGAGAUCGAGUCGCUGCAGAAACCCGGGGACGGUGGCGCGCCGAAGGUAGAAAUCUGUCCUCCAAGUCCAAACCAGAAUUUCAAAGACGGAAAAGGUGAAAAGCAGGCGUCCGAAGAGAAGAAGCAGGAUGAAGACGACGACACGGGACCAAAACCAAUGCUGCCAUACUCCUCCAUGUUUAUACUGUCCCCUACGAAUCCUAUAAGAAGAGGCGCCCACUGGGUCGUCAACCUUCGGUACUUCGACUUCUUCAUAAUGAUAGUGAUAUCGCUGUCGAGUAUUGCGCUAGCCGCCGAGGACCCCGUCUGGGACCUCGCGCCGAGGAACAAGAUCCUCAACUACUUCGACUACGCGUUCACCGGCGUCUUCACCAUCGAGAUGGUGCUGAAGAUCAUUGAUCUCGGCAUUAUACUGCACCCGGGCUCGUACCUGCGCGAGUUCUGGAACAUUAUGGACGCAGUGGUCGUGAUAUGCGCAAUGGUGUCGUUCGCGUUCGACAUGUCCGGCAGCUCGGCCGGCCAGAACCUCUCGACCAUCAAGUCGCUCAGGGUGCUGCGGGUGCUCAGGCCGCUAAAGACGAUAAAGCGCGUGCCGAAGCUCAAGGCGGUGUUCGACUGCGUGGUGAACAGUCUCAAGAACGUCAUUAACAUUCUCAUAGUGUACAUAUUGUUCCAAUUCAUAUUCGCUGUGAUCGCGGUGCAGCUGUUCAAUGGCAAGUUCUUCUACUGCAACGACGAGAGCAAGUAUACGAAGGAGGAUUGCCAUGGUCAAUUCUUCGUUUUCGAGGAAGAUUCCAUGCUACCGAAGCUUCAGACACGGGAAUGGGAACCGCAGUCUUUUCAUUACGACAACGUAAUGGUGGCCAUGCUGACGUUGUUCGCCGUUCAGACCGGCGAGGGCUGGCCGCAGGUCCUGCAGAACUCGAUGGCGGCCACAUACGAGAACAAGGGUCCCAUCCAGAAUUUUCGCAUCGAGAUGUCCAUUUUCUACAUCGUUUACUUCAUCGUCUUUCCGUUCUUCUUCGUCAACAUCUUCGUGGCCUUGAUCAUUAUCACGUUCCAGGAGCAGGGAGAGGCUGAACUGCAGGACGGUGAAAUCGAUAAGAAUCAGAAAUCUUGUAUAGACUUUACAAUACAAGCUCGGCCGUUCGAGAGGUACAUGCCGAAGGAGCGAAAUAGCAUAAAGUACAAAAUCUGGAGGAUAGUUGUAUCCACGCCAUUCGAGUAUUUUAUCAUGAUUCUCAUCGUCUUGAAUACGUUACUUCUCAUGAUGAAGUUCCAUCGGCAAAGCGAGCAGUACAAGAACACGCUGAAGUACAUGAACAUGUGCUUCACGGGGAUGUUCACUAUCGAGUGCAUACUGAAGAUCGCCGCAUUCGGCGUGAGGAACUUCUUCAAGGACUACUGGAACAUGUUCGACUUCAUCACGGUGAUCGGUAGCAUCAUAGACGCCCUUGUGAUCGAGUUCGGGGAGCGGGUUUUUGGCGUGCUCACCGGUGGUGGCCAGUCAGGCGAAAAGAAGGAGAACUUCAUCAACGUCGGCUUCCUCAGGCUCUUUCGCGCCGCCAGGCUGAUCAAACUACUCAGGCAGGGAUAUACGAUACGAAUUUUACUCUGGACAUUCGUGCAAUCCUUCAAAGCUCUGCCUUACGUUUGUCUCCUCAUAGCGAUGCUGUUCUUCAUUUACGCGAUCAUCGGUAUGCAGGUAUUCGGUAACAUCACGCUGGAUCCUGAGACUUCUAUUACCAAGCACAACAAUUUCCAAAGCUUCAUUCAAGGUCUGAUGCUGCUUUUUCGGUGCGCAACGGGUGAGGCCUGGCCAAACAUCAUGCUGUCCUGCAUAAAGGGCCGGUCCUGCGACAUCAAGGCCGACAAGGCGAAUGAUCCGGACAGUUGCGGCUCCAAUAUCGCCUACGUCUACUUCGUGACCUUCAUCUUCUUCUGCUCGUUCCUCAUGCUGAAUCUCUUCGUCGCCGUCAUCAUGGACAACUUCGAUUACCUCACCCGCGACUCGUCGAUCUUGGGCGCUCACCAUCUCGACGAGUUCGUCAGGGUCUGGUCCGAAUACGAUCCAAACGCCACCGGCAAGAUCCACUACACGGAGAUAUAUGAUAUGCUGAAGAACAUGGACCCGCCAUUGGGGUUUGGUGGCAAGUGCCCGAACCGGCUGGCGUACAAGAAGCUCAUCAGGAUGAAUAUGCCGGUGGACGGUGACGGCAAGGUCAACUUCAGCACCACGCUGUUCGCCCUGAUACGCGAAAACCUCAGCAUAAAAAUGCGAUGCGCCGACGAAAUGAAUCAAGCCAAUGAAGAAUUGCGGGACACGAUCAGGAGUAUUUGGCCUUUACAAGCGAAAAAGAUGUUGGACCUUUUGAUACCUAGGAACGAGGAAUUGAACAAAGGCAAGCUCACCGUGGGUAAGAUAUACGUCUGCCUUCUGAUACUCGAAAGUUGGAAGACGACGAGGUUUGGUCAGAUAGAGUCUGCUGGACAGAACGAUAACGAUCUUAUCGAUAACGAUAAUGCUGGGCAAAGUCCUGCAGCCCAGGCGCAAUCGGCCUUCUACAACUGCCUGCUGGACAUGGCGGCGGUAAAUCACACCGGAAAUAAUCACGGAACCGGAAGUAGGGCGAACAGUCUCGAACCGGUGACGCGACCGCUCAUGGACGCCAAGCAAGAUCGACACAAAGAACACAGGGAUGAGGAGGAAGGGGCCCUAGGUGUCCUCGCAGCCGCCGAGCAUAGACGUCAACGUAGCAUCAGAAACAAAAAGGUGAACUGGAAGAUGUCUCACCAGUACGAUAUACUAGGCAGCAGCGGAGAGAGUAGCCAGGGAGGGGGUGGGUCUGGGGUUGUACUCGUAGUUAAUGGCGAGGAUCGCGCCCCCGAGCUAGAGCCAUUGCUGGCUGAGGUGCCCUCCCAGCGGGAUCAAAACUACUACCACCAUCACCAUCACGACCAAUACUACGAUACCGACAAUGAUCAAUACUAUGACCAUCACCACUACCACCACCACCAUCACCAUCAUCAUCAUGACCACCGACCACCCUCGUACUACCAACACCAGAACACCUACGCACCUCGCUCCUCGAUCCGUUACCACAAGAUGGAGCUGCAGGACGUCGUAGUAGAUGACUCACGUGCCGGUAGUCUCGAGAGUCUCACACAUACCGGCGAGAGGCUUCAUCCGCAUCAUCCCUCAGCGCCUCCACCUAGACAUCGUUCACGAUCGCCAAGUAUAAGAAGACCCUCGCCAAUAAUGCAUAGGUCGCCAUCGCCGCGGCGACAUCGUUACGACCAUCACGGUCACUACCACGAAGGACCAGGGUUUAGCGACACCGUUAGCAACGUCGUCGAGAUUCAAAGGCACACUCAUCACCCCCAUUCGUCACAGUAUAAUCAUCGACAUAGGAUACGAGACUAUUACGACCACUGCGACUAUUACGACGAUGGUCCGUGGAGCGCCUCGACGAGUCCAGCCAGGUCACCGAGUCCGGUUCACCGGAUAGAGCGCGGCUCUUACGGCACGACCAGUCUGGAGCAACGUUCGAGGAGCCCGAGUCCGAUCGGCGGUCAUCCGCAUCACCAUCGCCGUCGUCAUCAUCCGCAUCAACAUAGCUACCCGGUGCUGGUGGCCAGAAGGGGUCAGGGUCGCCAGCUGCCGCCGACGCCGAACAAGCCGUCGACUCUGCAGCUGAAGCCGACCAACAUCAACUUCCCCAAGCUGAACGCUUCGCCCACUCAUGGCCCGCACAUGGGCGGGCCGCAUGUGUCGGUGCUGCCAGGUGUGCUGCAGCAUCCGUCGCCGCCGCAUAUGCAGCUAGCUAUGCAGCAGGGUCACCUGCGACCGCUCAGCUUCGAGCAGGCGGUUGCGAUGGGCCGCGGCGGGAUGGGUCGUAUGCUGCCCAGCCCGGUGCCGAACGGCUACAAACCGCAACCGCAGUCCAAACAGAGAACGCCUAGGUCGCGGCACUCCGACAGUGACGAGGACGAUUGGUGCUAGCCAAAGUGGGACCCUGGACGGUGGUCCGGUGAUGUGGACGCCCCCAGGCGUCUUAGGGUUUGCGCAUGAAUUGUCCAAAUGGGACGCGCGUUGAUUCCGGUGUGCAC
Odontomachus brunneus is the source of this 6723-nucleotide messenger RNA. It is a transcript of the gene Cac, whose product is annotated as voltage-dependent calcium channel type A subunit alpha-1. Gene Ontology annotation, biological process: calcium ion import across plasma membrane; chemical synaptic transmission. Gene Ontology annotation, molecular function: high voltage-gated calcium channel activity; calcium ion binding. The coding region runs from base 74 to 6616 and encodes 2180 amino acids. Lineage: Eukaryota; Metazoa; Arthropoda; Insecta; Hymenoptera; Formicidae. The record is from RefSeq and is a predicted model, not a curated record. The transcript is spliced from 36 exons. Gene Ontology annotation, cellular component: membrane; voltage-gated calcium channel complex.